AUGGCAAGCCCAUCAAGCCCAAAGAAAUCAUCCUUGUCUAAACAAACAUCAACAGCCGGACGUCCACCUCAGGCUGUGAAAUUCGCUCGCCGGACGUCAAGUGGACGUGUGGUGAGCCUCUCCAGGGACGAUGAUUUGGACAUGUCGGGUGAAUUUACACCCCAAAAUGACUACAUCAAUUACACAGUUCUUAUGCCUCCAACGCCGGAUAACCAACCCUCUUCGGGCACCGGACAAGGCUCGGACUCGAAGCCUGAGGGGUCUAACUCGUACCAAACCUCGCGGUUUGGGCCGGAGGCCCGACAGAUGAGUCGGCGGGUGGGGGCCGGGGAUGGUGGUUAUGGUGAUCAUGGCGGUGGUGGUAAUAAUGGAACAAAAACGGACAGGAGAAUGUCAGUAAUGAAAUCAAAUAAUAAAUCAAUGUUGUUGAGGAGCCAAACGGGGGAUUUUGAUCAUAAUCGUUGGUUGUUUGAAACAAAAGGGAAGUAUGGAAUUGGAAAUGCAUUUUGGACACCAUCUGACAAGGAUGCUUAUGGACCUGAUGUGAGCAUGCAAGAUUUUAUGGACAAGCCUUGGAAACCACUCACCAGGAAGGUUAAGGUUCCGCCUGCUAUUCUCAGCCCUUACAGACUACUCAUAGUAUUUCGUUUGGUGGCUCUUGCUUUCUUCCUUCAAUGGAGAAUCCGAAACCCAAACCCGGAUGCAAUGUGGUUGUGGGGGAUAUCCAUAGUUUGUGAACUUUGGUUUGCAUUUUCAUGGAUAUUAGAUAUUCUCCCUAAGCUCAACCCCAUCAAUAGAGCUACUGACCUCGUUGCCCUCCAGGACAAGUUUGAAACUCCUACUCCCGCCAACCCUCGCGGCCGCUCCGAUCUUCCCGGCGUCGAUGUCUUCAUCUCCACGGCUGACCCCGACAAAGAGCCUCCACUUGUCACUGCCAACACCCUUUUAUCCAUUCUUGCCGUGGACUAUCCUACUGAGAAGCUCUCUGCCUAUAUCUCUGACGAUGGUGGCGCCAUUCUCAGCUUUGAGGCCAUGGCUGAAGCCGUUCGUUUUGCGGAGGUAUGGGUGCCGUUUUGUCGAAAGCACAAUAUUGAGCCAAGGAACCCGGACAGUUACUUCAGCCAAAAAAGGGAUCCGACGAAGAACAAGAAGCGUCCGGACUUUGUCAAGGACCGGCGCUGGAUCAAGAGAGAGUAUGACGAGUUCAAGGUGAGGAUCAACGGUCUACCGGAGGUAAUACGACGACGUAGUGAUGGUUACAACUCCAGAGAGAACAUGAAGGAGAGGAACAUUGCCCGGGAAAAGAACGGUGGGGAGACAACACAAGAGCCCAGCAAUGUAAGCAAAGCCACGUGGAUGGCUGAUGGGACGCACUGGCCUGGCACAUGGCUCCAUCCCACGGCUGAUCAUGCUAAAGGCGACCAUGCUGGAAUUUUGCAGGUGAUGAGCAAGGUCCCGGAACCUGAUCCAGUAAUGGGUCAUCCAGACGAGAAAAGAUUGGAUUUCACAGGGGUAGAUAUUCGGCUACCAAUGUUUGCAUAUGUUUCAAGAGAGAAAAGGAAAGGUUAUGACCACAAUAAGAAGGCUGGAGCCAUGAAUGCCAUGGUUAGAGCUUCAGCAAUAUUGUCAAACGGGCCAUUCAUUCUGAAUUUGGAUUGUGACCAUUACAUAUACAAUUGUAAAGCAAUCAGGGAGGGAAUGUGCUUCAUGAUGGACCGCGGCGGUGAUCGAAUCUGCUACAUACAGUUUCCUCAGAGAUUUGAAGGGAUCGAUCCCUCGGAUCGCUAUGCUAAUCAUAACACUGUCUUCUUUGAUGGAAAUAUGAGAGCAUUGGACGGUCUCCAGGGGCCAGUGUACGUGGGAACUGGGACAAUGUUCAGGAGAUAUGCACUCUAUGGAUUCAACCCACCAAGGGCAACGGAGUACUUAGGCGUGGUUGGGCAAAAUAAAGCUCCAGCUCCUAUUGUUCAACCACGAUCAAAUGAAGACGAUUCAGAGACACAGCCUCUAGCGCUAGCCUCGCACCCGGACCUGGACCUGCCAAGGAGGUUUGGGAAUUCACAAUUGUUUGCCGAAUCUAUUGCUGUUGCCGAGUACCAAGGAAGGCCGCUAGCAGAUCAUAUUUCUGUCAAGAAUGGCAGGCCUCCUGGUUCAUUGCUCGUGCCUCGUCCUCCACUCGAUGCACCUACUGUUGCUGAGGCAGUUGCGGUCAUUUCCUGCUGGUACGAGGACAAGACAGAAUGGGGGCAGAGAGUAGGGUGGAUCUAUGGGUCAGUGACGGAGGAUGUCGUGACAGGUUACCGUAUGCACAACCGUGGAUGGCGGUCUGUUUACUGCAUCACAAAGCGUGACGCCUUCCGAGGUUCUGCACCCAUUAAUCUAACAGACCGUCUCCAUCAAGUUCUUAGAUGGGCUACAGGUUCAGUGGAGAUCUAUUUCUCCCGUAACAAUGCCAUUUUCGCAACGAGACGCCUCAAGUUUCUACAGCGCAUUGCAUAUCUCAACGUCGGCAUCUACCCUUUCACUUCAUUCUUCUUGGUUUUAUACUGCUUCCUUCCAGCUCUUUGCCUCUUCACCGGAAAAUUCAUCGUUCAAAACCUCAACACCACUUUCCUUACUUACCUUCUCAUAAUCUCAGUAACACUAACACUAAUCUCCCUUUUAGAAGUGAAAUGGUCAGGAAUUGGGCUCGAGGAAUGGUGGAGAAAUGAGCAAUUUUGGUUGAUUGGUGGCACUAGCGCUCACCUGGCUGCUGUGAUCCAGGGUCUCCUUAAAGUGCUUGCCGGUAUCGAAAUCUCAUUCAAGUUAACAACAAAGUCUGCAGCUGAUGAUGAUGAGGACAUGUACGCCGAUCUUUAUGUAGUAAAAUGGACAAGUCUCUUCAUAAUGCCACUUACAAUCAUAGUGGUGAACAUUGUUGCAAUUGUUAUGGCGUUCUCGAGAACUGUUUACAGCAUAAUUCCGCAAUGGAGUAAGCUACUGGGAGGAACAUUUUUCAGCUUCUGGGUGUUGGCUCACAUGUAUCCAUUCAUCAAAGGAUUGUUGGGGAGAAGAGGGAGAGUUCCCACAAUUGUAUAUGUGUGGGCAGGUUUGGUUUCCAUUACAGUUUCAUUGCUUUGGAUAUCAAUUAGUCCCCCUGAUAACAAAAAUUCUCAGCAAAAUUUAUAA
Molecule: messenger RNA, 3168 nt
Organism: Pistacia vera
Lineage: Eukaryota; Viridiplantae; Streptophyta; Magnoliopsida; Sapindales; Anacardiaceae
Product: cellulose synthase-like protein D1
Exons: 5
Coding region: 1-3168 (1055 amino acids)
Biological process (GO): cellulose biosynthetic process; plant-type primary cell wall biogenesis
Cellular component (GO): trans-Golgi network; plasma membrane
Molecular function (GO): cellulose synthase (UDP-forming) activity; mannan synthase activity
Source: RefSeq, a predicted model, not a curated record